Messenger RNA from Dromiciops gliroides (monito del monte), 2169 nucleotides. RefSeq names its product proline rich transmembrane protein 1B (gene PRRT1B). The coding region runs from base 293 to 1144 and encodes 283 amino acids. The record is from RefSeq and is a predicted model, not a curated record. The transcript has 4 exons. NCBI's taxonomy places the organism in Eukaryota, Metazoa, Chordata, Mammalia, Microbiotheria, Microbiotheriidae. Gene Ontology annotation, cellular component: membrane.
CAGAGUGGGGUCCUUGGGCAUGGAAAAAACCGGUACGGAGGGGCCCCAAUGAGGAGCUCCUUGUUGACACAGCCGCCUGCAAACAGGGCUAUCAAUUAUUAACAGAGUAAAGUGGAGCAACAGGAAACUGGAGCCCAGCAAGGAAAGAGGACCCUCGGGGUGGGACAGUCACUGCUCAGACAACUGAGCCAGGGUGAGAGCAGGCUCUGGGCACUGGGCAGCGAGCAGAGAGAAGGAGCACCUGUGGCCUGGGCAGCCUAGCCCCCUGGCCAGCCCAAAAGGAUCAUUCCCCAUGGAGCCAGGCCCAGAAGCCCGAGGCAGCAGCACCGUUCCUUCCUCGGAUGCACGUCCCAGCCAUGAGCUCGCUGACACAGGUGACAACGCUGUGGAUGCUGCGGCAGAGGCGGCGGAGGGGGGCAGCGCCCCCAGGGCUAGUGGAGAGAACAGAGAGCCAGCUUCGGAACCGCAGCCGCCGCUGCCCAACCUGGCAUCCUGGAACGACGGCGCAGCCUCAUCCUACCUGAGUCCUCCCCAGCCCAAGCCCGCUGACGAGAACGGGCAGAUGCCCAAAUGUGCAGCAGGCAUCGGCUUUGUGGGAGAGCCGCCCCCCUACACCCCGCCGGACCCCAAGGCCGUUCAUGUGCUCUACCCUCCCUUCCCGUCGGGCUUCUCCGGGCAAAUGCCCAUCCUGUAUCAGCCAGGGCCUUCGCCGCAGCCUCUGUACCCGCCAGCGCCGUCAGCCACACCUUUGUAUCCAGCAGGACCCUCCCCAACGCCCCUCUACCCACCAGCGUCUUCAACCCAGUCGAUGUACCCGUCCCCAAACCUGCCUUCCGGAGCGUUCCCCUACACCAUCUACAACAGCUCCAUGAACAACAUGGCGGCUGCCAUGGACCGGAGGUCCCUGCCUAAGGAUUACAUGGUAGAGUCUGUGUUGGUAACCCUCUUCUGCUGCCUGAUCACUGGGGUCAUCGCCAUUGUCUACUCUCAUGAGACCCGCGCAGCUCUGAACCGGGGAGACCUGGCUCAGGCAGAACAGGCGUCCAAGAAAGCCCGCUCCUUGGUGCUCUUCAGUCUGCUCUUUGGGGUCUUUGUGUCUACCAGCUGGGUCAUCUACGUCAUAGUGGCCCUCUACAUUCCCUGAGGGACCUUUUCUGGGACUUCUCCUCCUGAUGCCCAGGACAUAGAUGAUGAAGUGCCCAGCACAUCCAAGCUGCUCAUUCCGUGGGCCCUUCCUCCUUCUCCUGCCUGCCCUGCAGGGAGAGAGCAGGGUCUACAGUGCUGCUCCUCUGCUGUCCACCUCCUGCAACUCUGGCCCUGGGACUCUGCUAUCAGGAUGCCAACCCUUCUACUGUAACUUACUGGGCACCAGGACUGCGCCUGAGAUGUUGGGGGCAUUAGCUAUGAGCUGUGAGGGAACUCCCCACCCAGGGGCAAUCUCUGAUUUUCUAUUAGCUUUCCUAGCUAUGAAGAUGAGAGAGAGAGAGACAGAGAGACAGAGAGAGACAGAGACAGAGAGAGACAGAGACAGAGAGACUGAGACAGAGAGACAGAGAGAAGGGGAGAGAGAGAGAAACAGACAGACAGACAGAGACAGAGAGAGACAGAGACAGAGAGACAGAGAGAAAGACAGAGACAGAGACAGACAGAGACAGAGUGCACACUUGGGCAGCUUGAUUCUCCUUUCUGAGCCUCAGUUUCCUUCUCUGUAAAAUAAGGAGUUUGACUACAUAACCACUCUAAGGUCCCUAUGAUGUCUCUCUGGGUUGGCCCUGUGGGACUUGAGUGUUCUUAUUAGUAAACCCAGCAUCUAUCAGGCAAACAGAGGACUAACCAUUCCCCCCAGGACUCUCCAAAGUCCUGGAAGCUGUCAGGAAAAAAUAAUAAUUCCUUCCCCCCUUCAUCCCUAUCUCCAAGGAGAGCCCCAGACAGAGCCAAUCAGUAUUUGUUAUUUCCCCAACUGUGUUGGAGAGAUGAGCCCAUCUGUGUCCCAGGACUUCCCCUUCUUCCUCCUUUCUCCCCUGCCUUGACCUUUUGACUGGGCUGUAUUGUACCCUGUGUCCUCCACCCCAUCCCAGCCAUGGGUUUCACAGUGACUCUCUCAAACCUUAAUUUCCUGAAACCAGGUGAGUAUGUUUGGUCAAUAAAUGAAAAUCCUGAGAAAAAAGA